AUGUUCAAAUUGUUCGCUCUCUGCUUCGUAGCCCUCUUCGCCUGUGCCUUCGGUGCCGCCAAACCAGCGCUCCUGGCUUCUCCAUUGGCGUACUCAGCCCCUCUAGCCGCUGCUCCUGUUGCUGCUGCCUACGCCGCGCCUGUAGCCGCUGCUUACUCCGCUCCUCUCGCCUACACCGCAGGUUAUGCGCCCUACAUCGCUCCCUAUGCUAGCAGCUACACUGCUCAUGGCGUCGCACACACUGCUGCCUUCCCUGCUGCCUACGCUGCUGCUCCAUAUGUCGCUUCAUAUGCCGCUCCAGCCGUAGUUCCCGCCGCACGCUUCGUCGCCCCAGCAGCUCCAGUAGUUGCCGCUGCUCCCGCACCUGUCGUAGCUGCUGCUCCCGCAGUUGCCGCAGCCCCAGCCAUCGCUGCUGUUCCAGUUGUGAAGAAAUAA
Messenger RNA from Bactrocera tryoni, 435 nucleotides. RefSeq names its product cuticle protein 16.5-like. The record is from RefSeq and is a predicted model, not a curated record. The transcript has 2 exons. NCBI's taxonomy places the organism in Eukaryota, Metazoa, Arthropoda, Insecta, Diptera, Tephritidae. The coding region runs from base 1 to 435 and encodes 144 amino acids.